AUGAUGCCCACGAGGUGCCGAGUGGUGCGCACCGAAGGCGAGGCCCCUUCUGCGCCGCCUACGAGUGUCCGGAGCGACGCCGUUUCGCCCACCAGUUUGCGGGUCGUGUGGGAGCCUCCACCCGCCCAUACUCACCACGGUGACCUGCUGGGAUAUCACGUGGGCGUUCGGCGCCAUGACCUGGGAAAUGAUGAGUCGUAUAACUUCAGCGUAGUGGGCGUGGGCGCUGGUGGAGGUGGGCGGGAGGUGGUAACGGAUCUACGGGCGUGGGUGCAGUAUGCAGUUGCCGUAAGAGCAUACAACGCCCACGGAGCCGGACCCGUGUCUCCGCCCGUCGUGGUCAGGACGUUAGAAGACGUACCCUCUUCUCCCCCCGUGGGCGUGGAGUGCAGCGGGGGUGCCGGAGGGACAUCGCUGUACGUGAGGUGGGCGCCGCCGCCGCCCGCCUUCCACAACGGCCUGCUGCAGGGCUACCGCCUCACCCUCACGCGCCUAGAUGACUCGACAGAGAAGGUGGAAGAGCUCAUCCGAAUGACGAGUGGGCGCGAGGAGAGCGUGGGCGGUCUGCGGGCGUGGUCAAAUUACACGGUGACGGUGGCGGCCGUGACAAGGGCGGGCGCGGGCGUGUCCUCGCCUGACCUUAUCUGCACCACGAGGGAGGAUGUUGCGGGCGUCCCGGGCGGACUGAGAGCUUUGCAGUCAGACGUGGGCGCAGCUAUACUCACGUGGCUGCCUCCACACCCACCCACGGGCGUGCUCUUGGGCUACACGCUUAACCACCGUCCACCCCACGCCCGCGCGCCCUCACAGCACCCUCUUCACGCCCACGCCAACUCUCACACUCUCACGCACCUCAGCCGCGGCACACACGAGUUCUGGCUGACGGCGAGGACGAGGGCGGGCGAGGGAAGCCCACGCCCACGCUCAAGCUCACUAUUCUGGACCAAG
This is a messenger RNA of Penaeus monodon (black tiger shrimp), 948 nucleotides long. Its product is annotated as Down syndrome cell adhesion molecule-like protein Dscam2. Gene Ontology annotation, molecular function: protein binding. NCBI's taxonomy places the organism in Eukaryota, Metazoa, Arthropoda, Malacostraca, Decapoda, Penaeidae. The record is from RefSeq and is a predicted model, not a curated record. The transcript is spliced from 6 exons. The annotation marks the transcript as partial. Gene Ontology annotation, biological process: cell-cell adhesion.